CGUUCUUGCUGAGAGGGGAUUUUUGUGAUACAAGGUCCAAGCUGUUAGCUUCAUGACUGCACUGAGCAGGGAAUCGCCAACACCAUGCGAGCACAAAUUGAAGUGAUACCAUGCAAAAUUUGUGGAGAUAAGUCCUCUGGAAUACACUAUGGAGUCAUCACAUGUGAAGGCUGCAAGGGUUUCUUUAGGAGGAGUCAGCAGAACAAUGCCUCUUACUCCUGCCCCAGGCAGAGAAACUGUUUAAUUGACAGAACCAACAGAAAUCGUUGCCAACACUGCCGACUGCAGAAGUGUCUUGCCCUAGGAAUGUCUAGAGACGCUGUGAAAUUUGGAAGAAUGUCCAAAAAGCAGAGGGACAGCCUGUAUGCUGAAGUGCAGAAGCACCAGCAGCGAUUACAGGAGCAACGGCAGCAGCAGAGUGGUGAGGCAGAAGCCCUUGCCAGGGUAUACAGCAGCAGCAUCAGUAAUGGCUUGAGCAACCUGAACAACGAAACUGGUGGCACUUACUCAAAUGGGCAUGUCAUUGACCUGCCAAAGUCCGAGGGUUAUUAUAAUGUGGAUUCUGCCCAGCCCUCCCCAGAUCAGUCUGGGUUAGACAUGACUGGAAUCAAACAGAUAAAGCAGGAACCUAUCUAUGACCUCACUUCUGUACCAAACUUGUUUACCUAUAGCUCUUUCAACAAUGGGCAGUUAGCUCCGGGGAUAACCAUGACUGAAAUAGAUCGAAUUGCACAGAAUAUCAUUAAGUCCCAUUUGGAGACGUGUCAAUAUACAAUGGAUGAACUACACCAGCUAGCAUGGCAAACCCACACGUAUGAAGAAAUUAAAGUAUACCAGAGCAAGGCAAGAGAAGCACUGUGGCAGCAGUGUGCCAUCCAGAUCACUCAUGCUAUUCAGUACGUAGUGGAGUUUGCAAAGCGGAUAACAGGCUUCAUGGAGCUCUGUCAAAAUGAUCAAAUUCUACUCCUUAAAUCAGGCUGCUUGGAAGUGGUUUUGGUGAGAAUGUGCCGUGCCUUCAACCCACUCAACAACACUGUUUUGUUUGAAGGAAAGUAUGGAGGAAUGCAAAUGUUCAAAGCUUUGGGUUCUGAUGAUCUGGUGAAUGAAGCGUUUGACUUUGCAAAGAAUUUAUGUUCCUUACAGCUGACUGAGGAAGAGAUUGCGUUGUUUUCGUCUGCUGUUCUGAUAUCACCAGAUCGAGCCUGGCUAAUAGAACCAAGAAAGGUCCAGAAACUUCAGGAAAAGAUUUAUUUUGCACUUCAACAUGUGAUUCAGAAGAACCAUCUUGAUGAUGAGACCUUGGCAAAGUUAGUAGCCAAGAUACCAACCAUUACUGCACUUUGCAACUUGCAUGGAGAGAAACUGCAGGUAUUUAAGCAAUCUCAUCCAGAUAUAGUGAAUACACUGUUUCCUCCAUUGUACAAGGAGCUUUUCAAUCCAGACUCUACCACGGGCUGCAAGUGAAGGGGAAGAUAGAAUUGUCACAUAGUCCUGGAAUGCAUCACUGUUAAGACAAAAGAAAUGUUUUCAUGAAGACUUAUUAAAAAUGUCACUACUGCAACACUAGGAAUGUCCUGCACUUAAUAGAAUUAUUUUUCACCGCUACAGUUUGAAGAAUGUAAAUAUGCACCUCUGAGUGGGGCUCUUUUAUUCUUGUCUUUCUUUUACUUCUUUUUUUUUUUAACUGACCAUAAAUAUACAAAUAUAGGACACUGGGUGUUACCUUUUUUAUUUUAUUUUAUUGGGGUAUGUUUUGGGAGACAACUGUUCAUAGAAUUUUAUUGUAGAUAUAAAUGAGAAUAGAGCGGUACUUUGCAGUAUUACUCUUGCUGUUUAUUGUUCAAAUAUAAUUUAAGAAAAUUCCACUUAUUACACUUGCCUAUUUCUAUGUUUUUAGAUAGUUUAAUGCAUGUAGAAAUUUAUAGCUGUCUUGGAAAUUGUUGUGCAUAUAUGAAAUAUACAUAUGUAUGUGUACUAUAGACAUAUAUAUAUGUAAUAUAUGCACAUGCUUUAGCUUAAAAAUCCCAUGCCUACUUUCAAAGGAUGCUCAGUCAGGCUCUCCUGCAGGUUUUACUCUCCAAGUCAUGUAUUAAAUUUAUGUUGGGCAAUCAGGAUUUUGCUCUGUGAGGCAGAGUUAAAUCCUCACUCACCAAUGUAUAAUGAAAGGACGGUAUCGCUUCUGAGAAACUUGUCAUAUAGUGUGUAUAUGCAGUCUGCAGUCUGUAAAUCAAACAUUAAGAUUGUAUCAAUGAUGCAAAAGCCUUGUCUGGAUGGUUCAAAUGGACAGAGGAAAAGUUAUUUGGAAUUUUCUCCCUGUUAACGGGAAUAAAGCAUAUAUAAAAAUGAACAUAACAGGACAGCAUGCCAGUAAAGUAUCCAAACCGCAGAGUCAAAAUGUAAAUUAUCCCAAACAGAACAUUAUUGUGAAUCAGCAAAACAUUAUAUUUUAUUAGCGCUUCUUAGAGAAAUAGAUACAGGGCCCAUCUUGCUCCCAUUGACUUAAAUUGAACCAGCAGAAGGCCCAAAAUAUAGCUUUGAAGAGUAAAAAUGUGAUGUGGUGAUGGUUGUGGUGAUGAUGACAGUGACACUCUGUCGCCAGCUAAGUCACCAUAAGCUGUUGGAUGACAAUGGAGGGUUUCCAUUUCAUAAAACUAUCUUGCUCAGGUGCUACUAUUAGAGGUUCAGGAUAGGCAAGUGAAGGGAUGUGAUUUUUUUUUACAGAUUUGAAUUAAAAAUAGAGCUAGGCCUGAGUAGCAGCAUUCAAAUGCAAAUGUGAAUCGGUCCCAGAUCAUUCUCCCAAACUUGAGAGUGUUCAAAUCCAUGGUUUGUCUUCAUGUUUGUCUCUUUGUGCCGCAGAUACUGGGCAGAGGGGAGUGGGAGCUUUUCACAAGCUGAAAAGGCAGUAAUGAAGAAUGUGUUUGUUUCUCCCAGAUCCACACACAGUAGACCUUCCACCUGUGGAAAGAUGAGGGAUUCAGCUUCCCCCAUAGCACAAUCCCUACUGUCCCCUUAUCCUGCGGAGGCUUCUCCAUAAGUUCAGGGACCUGAGAGUGGAUAGCUGGCAAAGAGGGAGAAUUCUGAGGGUGUGGGCCACAGUGAGAUGAAUUUCCCUCCCCACUCUCCCACCCCCCAAACCACACAGAAAUUAAUAGUCAUUCAGCACAGUGGAACUACCCUGUAAAGGGAUUUCUGCGGCCUGCAUGGAAAGCCCUGUCGGUAUGGCUCCACAGUGGAACUGUGUUGAUAGGGAGCUGGAGGAGACACCCCAAGACCCCACAGCUGAUGUGCAGGUGCAGGGUUUCCACACGGGUAGCCCUGAGCCUCUGGCCCAUUUCUAGGAAUCUGCAGGAUUCUGGUCUGAAUCUCCUCCUCCUCCUUCCUCAGGGACCAAACCCCACAUCUUAUCAACGAAUCCAUAGGAAACUCUGAUAAGGGAAUUUCCUUUCCCCCACUGGCCACUCUUCUGUUUCUUUGGCAUGGGAGUGGCCUAUCUGAGCAAAGUUAAGAAUUGUUUGUCUCACAUGCUCAUUUUCUUUCGUAAUCACAGACAAGACACAACAGCAAUAAUUUUUUUAAGCCUCUAUUAUGCAUGUAACCUAUAGUUUUAUACUAAAUCAUUUUUUCUACCGGCCAGUUUCUAAUCUCAAAAAAUGCACAGCUGACGUAGUUCUGCUGGGAAAGGAUUUGUUGUAAACCUGAUUGUGCUUGCAAAAUUACUUUGUACUGUAAUCCAUUUCUGAAAUAACUUGUUUUCCAAACCAGGGCCAUGUCCCCUGAUAUUACUAAUUACACCAAAAAUGUCCUCAGUUAAAAUAAACAAAUAAAAUUUGCACUUCUAUAGCAACUUCCAUCUCAAUACAACUUACAAAUACUGAUUUAACCCUAGAACACCCUUGUAUGGUGAGGAAUGUAUUUAUAUCCCCAUUUUACAAAGGAGGAAAGUGAAGCACAAGAAUACUAAGGGGCUGACCCUGUACCUCCAAAGUGAGAGUUUUACUUGACUUCAUCUGAAGCAGAAUUUAGAACCAAUGUGUGACUUGCUAAAGGACAUGCAGGACAUCUGUGGCAGAAUGAUGAGUAGAACCCAAAUUCCAUUCUUCCUCCUCAUAUUAUUACUGUCUAAAGCCUUGGUUAUCCGAAUUUACUCAGUGACCCUCCAGACAAUCAAGGUAUGCAAAUAAGUUACAAUAAGAACAAAUAAAUGUAAAUACAGCUAAAAAUAAAACUACCCACCAGGUCAGGUGGUAGCAGCUCAGAAGAAUAUAUUUAUAAUUAUACAUGGUUAGUCCCCUGCUUGUCUUUUUUUAAGCACAAGAACAAAAACAUAUAGUUGAAAACCCUCAAAGUGUUUGUUUUAGUGUUGUGGUGACCAGACAUCAUAAAUUUAGCCCAUCCUCCAGACCCAUGGAGUAAGUGAUUAAAUAUAAUUGUCCUUUUUGGGGGGUAAAUAAUGAGGCUUUGUUAUGUGGGUAAAUAAGAACAGUCCUUCAUUAUGCUGUGUUGCUUCCUGAAAAGUUAUUCAUUCCUUUUCUUUCAUAAAAUAAAACAACUAUCUUUGGGAAUUUUACCUCUUGUACUCUAGUCAAGCUAACUGGAUGUAGACACAAAAGAUAUUACUUAGCAUUUAUAUAGUGCUUUUCUUCAUCAAAGCACUUACUUUACCCUCAACCAGUUAAACCUUGCAACACUCUUCAUGCAUAAGGAUUAUUAUACCUAUUUUAAAAUGGUGAAACGCAGGCAAAUUAAUUAAGAACCUUGCCUAAGGCUACAGAAGAAUCAGUGUCCAAACUGGGAUUAGAAAACAGGGAUUUUUUUCUUAAAUAAUUUUUAAUGUGCACUGCUGCCCCUUUGCACUGAGAUGUGUAUAACAGUGGUGUUUAAAAAUUGCUGAUUCACAGAACCUUGAUCACCAUUAAAAAGGCAACAGUUAUCAACAGUUACCACUAUAAUUAUUCAAUUUAUUCCUUGCAAAUUAUAUUUGUUGUGAAUUUAGCAUCCCACUUUUUUAUUGCUUUUGAAUAAUUUGCUCAUACACCCUGAUUUUUUCCAAUUUAUUUGUUAGUAUUCACUGAAUACCUAAUACAAACAAAUUUUGAUACAACUUGUUUGCAAAUGUUGACUAGUUGCUAAUUGCUAUUCAUUAGCUGUGGCGUGAGACUGGUAAUUUAAGUAAAAUGGUAUUGUUUCUGCUCCUUGACUGGAUGACUAAAACUUUUAAAACCCAGAGAAUAAUGACUAAUCAAUCAUGCACUCUAGUGCGAAUUUUUGGAUGAUGAUUCAUUUGUGCUCAAAUUUGAAAAAAUUGGGGAUUUGAUACCUUUUUCAUGAAUAGAUGACAACCAUAUUAAGAACAAUGUACAAUAUGAGCUCCACACUUAACAGCACACGGAACAUAGUUUUUUAUUUAUUUCAGAAAGUAUUUGUGGAUCAUUUUAUAUAUUAUUCGUAGCUCUAGUGAUUCCACAGUUGUAUCAAAGACAGCAAAGGUUAAUUCCCUACAAUUAGAAUAUGUCAUAUUUCAGCCACCACUGUGUUAACUACUGAUACAUGGAGACUUUUUUAACGGCAAGCACUUUAGAUUAGACUGAUUUUCAAUGACUGAUUAAUCUCAAUGCUUUAACAAAAAAAGAAAGUUUUAAAAAAUGAUUCCUGCUCCUCCAUUUCUGGUAUUGUAUUCAGAUAAUUCAACCACAUUGAACCAAAUUAUCCACACCAUCUGAACAGACAGAUGUAGACGGUUUGUUACACUACUACAGAGAUUUAAUUUUGGUGUAAAUGUCACUCCUGUUAGCUCUUUGUAUAAAGAAUUAAUUCCAAGAGUCAUAUUUCCUUCUAAUGGGAAAAUUACUUUCCUGAUUGCUGGGAAAACAGGGUAAUAGAAGUCACUCAAUUAAACUGAGCAGUUUCCAAAUACAAUAUAUGUUUUGAUUGGUUUGUGAUUGGCAGCAUUUGGGGUCUGAUUCUGCAAUUUGUCGAGCUCCCUUAGCUCCAGUUAUAGAUAAUGAAAUUGGAGGCCCCUCAGCACCUCCCAGGAGGUAUUUGGCACCUGAUAUAAUCAAAGGCCUCAGAGUUUGGAGCUCCCAUUUGAGCUUUGUGGAAUGCAUGUCAAAUGUUGCCUUCAUACUUAUUUUAAUGUUUUUACUUUGUGGUUCCCAUUGUUAAUUUCAGCUCCCUUGCACAUGGGAUAAUUUAUUUCCUCCACUUCACCUUCGAUUUUUAGAUUGGGCCAAUUUAUGUGUUUAGGAAGGUGGGGAGGAUGAAAAGUUUAUUACCCAAGACAAGUUUUACGAAGUGAUUGAUUUUUUUGUUUAUGUUCCUCAUAGGUAGCCUGCAGUAGUCUGAGUUUUUCUUUGGGUUAGCUGUGGUUUGUUCCCUCUCUCACUCCCUAUAAUGACAUUUACACGGAAAAGGGGGCAAAUCCUGUUCCUUGUGAACAGUUGUGUAAAUAAACUGUGUAGAGAAGUGCUCUGCAAAGGCUGGGGAAAGGCUUGCCCCCUUCCACCUCCAUUCCAAAUUGUGGAAUGAUAGUAGAGCUGCUUCCUGGAGGCUACUGUAGCCUCCGAUGUGCUGCAGCCCCUAGGACUUGGAAUUUGUUCUGGCAGGUAGAUCUGAAUAAUCACAGAUACACAGGUCCUGGCCUCUGCCCCCAAAAUCUCCCCUAUGCUACUAUGGAGCUGUACAACAUGUCACAAAGGGUGUUCAGUCUCCCUACAUCUUCCCCCUAACACUAUCCUUCCCCAUGCAGUCUAUCGCCAUUGGUUGUGCUGCAAUCAGAAUCACACAAAGCCCUUGCUAGGACUGGAGGAUUUGGCCAUAUUAUUAUACAAUAUUAUGCAUUCCUGAAAUAUAACGGGGUAAUGAGAUGAGAAUGAAACAUGAUACCAUCAUUUUGGGCUAAGCACAUCCUGUAAAAAUAUGUGUGUUGAAACUGAAACCCAAGACAAACAUAGCUUCCUUUUCCCUGACACUAACAAAAUAUCUAUUCUUAAAAUUACCCAGCACUUUCUGCCUCCACUGUAAGGACUACCUACUGUCUCUGACAUCCUGUAAAAACAGUGGAUCAGAGAAUCAGUCCUCUUCUUUCCUUUAAAGUUUCACACUUUGUAAAUGACAAUCACUGCUUGAUGCAGAUGUUGCACUGUAUGCCACUCAGGGAUGUUUCAUUAUUAAAAAUAAACUAUAAUGGUAAUAAUAAGGAAAAGAAUGUUAGAGGCUUUGAAGGGCACCCAUUUAGAUGCCCAAAUGAGAGAUCCAGACAAGGCUUUCAAGCCAAUGAUUAGAAAUGACAUUGGUUAGAAACUGAAUUCACUGUCAUUGUUGCCUCAGCUCAGUGCAGUACCUUCUUCACUUAUUGUUUUACAUUCAGUACAGUGUUUCUGAGCAAUUAAUUCAUGUUUUUGAAAUGUCCCCACAGAAUCAGAAUGUAAAUUAGCUCUGUAUGAUUUACUGAAUUUAGACUAUUGACGAAAGAAAGUUUGAUUUAAAGGUACUGAGGUAAGGUACCAUUAAUCUGGGCUAUAUUGAGAAUGGCUGGAGGCAUGUAGGAUGAAGGACUGGGACACAGAAUAAAUGAUAACAUGUUGGUAGUAACAGCCACCAUUUUGCUGACUGACCAUAUGGAGAAAUAAUCACUGAGAGCAAGCAAUAGAAAAGAAAGAGAUUAACUACGCUCCUUUCCUCUCAUGGAUGUAUCAGAUCAUCAAACCCAAUCCCCAUCUGGGCCACUAAGCCAACUCUUCUCCCAGCCUAUACCCAUGGGCUUCUGAGCUCAUGCUCAUUUCUGACUGAGACACUGGUAUUUUUUGCUACUCCACCAGAGGCAUGAUAUUCCCAUAUUCCAAAUACACUAGAAUUGGGAGUCUAUGCUCCUCCUCCCCAGUCCUACUCCUCGAUGCCUUAAGCAGGCCCCUACUUCAUCUGUUUACAUGAACUGCCUUGCCCUCAGUGUGCAGGGAACUCGAAAACACACACACACACACACAAAAUCAAUUCCCUUCAGGUCCCUGACCUAGCUAAGCUGUUCCUACCCCCUGACCAUGAUAAGAUCACAUCACUUCUCCCAAGUGUGUUAGGGGUGAGGGCAGCUAGGAUCCCUUUCUACCUCUGUGUCCCCCAUAUAGGAAUGAUGAGUGAGAAACCUCACAUCAAGAGUUGGAAGGGAGAGAUUAAGGCCCCUGCUACCAGUGGUUUAAAGCUAUUGAUCUAGCUAGCUGAGUUCUUAUACUGGCAACCAUCACCAUAGUAGCUAGCACCUUGCAGCUUGAGUUUAGGCUAUUCAAUUUUCUGGGCUACUUCGAGCCUGUCAUGGAGGUUAUGGAGAUCCACAGGUACUGCAUCAGCACAUCAGAAGGCAGAGCCCCCAGACCAAUCUCAAAUAUGACUGGGACACUCAAGAUUUGUGAAGUGACUGGCCCACUUUGGAACAUGCUUAAAGCUAAUUCACCCCAAAGAAGCCCUCCUCUCUCCUUAUCCUGGAGACUUGUGAGACCUUCUCCACUGGAAAGGCAGGAAACUGCCUCCUUUGUCUCUCUCUCUCUGCCAGCAAAGGCAAGUGGAUUGGACUUUAUGGUUCUCACAGUUAAUCUUGUAAAUCACUAAUGGUAAUAUCCCACUAAUGCACAGUCUCCGAAGUGGUCGAGAAGAAGAUCACUUAACUAUAAAAGUCACUUGCAUGCACAGCCUACACUAUAUAAAAAAAAAAAUAACCAGUGUGAAAAGAGAAAAAAUUCUCCAGUGGUAUCUAAUAGAUCAGUAACUCUCCCUAAAAGGCAGUCUGAAUGUACAAUGACAUGGAUGGAUUAUGCCAAUCUGCUAGUGUCCUUUUUAAACAAUCCUUCCAUUUAGUUUACACUAAAAGCCUAAGGAAACACACAAAAGCAUCCGCGAAUAAGGACUACAUUCUUGUUUGGCGCUUAAUAUUGCCUGAACAUUUAUUGCAGACAAUGCAAAUAAUACUGUUGACAGUGAGUUCAGUGACUCGAUGUAUUGUACGUACAUAUAUUUAUCAUCCUAACAAUUCAACCGCAUCAUAUAGGGAGAGUGAAAGAAAACAUCACUGAAUAUAGCAGCAAUAAAUUCUAAGUGUUUCUUUGUAACUAUACAUGCAGAAAAUGUUUGCUUUGCACGCUGUCUUCUGUACAGUAACAUAAAGAAAAAACUUCAUCUACUGUAGAUAUGACAAUGUUUUUCCAUAUUUGUUGGACUUUGAUUGAAGAUACUGCUGUUGGGAAACAUGUAUAUGCUUCAAGGCAAGGCAACACUCCUUGUUUAUUGCUAUACAUUGGCAACAGUGAAACUAUAUCUGGACAGAAUUAGAAAAUUGUCUCCUUGUUUUCAAUUUUGUAACCACAUUGGGCCCUUAUUAUUCAAGCAGCAAAAGCCCAAAUGCAUUGAAGAACAAAUAGGGCCAGAUGGGCAGCCGCAGAGAACAGACUUUACCUUGAAGACUGUUCUACUUAAAAACAGCUUAUAAAAAAAGCACUUAUAUUUGUCUUGAUUAGACGCCCAGCUUAAGAAAUCAAGUAAAUAGAUUAGUCUGUCAGCUUCUUCUGGGAUUCAAAUGCACUAUAAUUGUUUUCUUUAAAUGUGUCAUUUCAGUGUCUGAAUCAGGCAAAUUUUUUGUUGUUGUUAAUACGAAAUUCUAAUAAUGAUGUAAACCUUUGAGGUUCUAAAGUGUGGACCAUGCAUUUGUGUGCAGUAGAUGGGGAUUUGUUCAUGCACUUAUUAUUAAAAAAAAAUCACUGAAUAGCAUAACAAGUGAACUAGUUGUGGUAAUCUCUGCCUCUUGCAUUACUGCAGUGUGACCUCCAGUGGGCUACAGGGAGCAGCUCAGUGACAGUAUUUGUAGCCAUGACUAAAGCACAACGGAAACUCUAACUGAGCUACUGUUCACACCCUGUUCAAGAAAAUGUAGGGGUGUUUUGAGUUUUAUGCUAAUCUCUGUGGGAUGAUUCCCAUGUCAAACUAAUUGCCCUGGCUGUAAUUGAUGGACAACAAAUAUAAAUGAAUUAGGAAGCUGAAUGACUACAGAAAUCCCUUAUUUUACUACUGCAUUGUCUGCCUCAUCUGAUUAACACUAAAGAAAGUACUAAAAACAAAACAAACAGAAACUGAGUAUGUAUUGUAGAAAUGUAGAGGACAAAUAAAAUAUUUUUUCAAAAGCAAUUACUUUUAAUAUAUGCUUGUGGAAGGUCUACUACUAUGUAUGCUGUCUCUGUAAUUUUUGCUGUAAAUAACUUGGGACAGUGAAUACACUGAUUUUUUCUAUGUCUCUGUUUAAGCAUAAGACUUUGUAACAAUUUUUUUUUUAAACAGGAAAAAACAUCAAAGAGCAAACUAUGUACUUGCUUCCUAUAAGUGUAAUGUUUUCUUCAGUUUUUAAUGGAAACUGAUUGUAACAGUUAAAGCCUUUUGAUCAGCCAUUGGUGUUUAGAGUAUACUUCUGCUUGUAAUGGGGGAAGAAUAAGACAGGUCUGUCAAUGACACCUGUUCCCAAUGAGUCUGUAAAGUGAAUAUUGUGCUAAUAAUACCUGAAGACCGCAUUUGAACAAUACAAUUUGCAAAAGGUUACUCAAGCAAAUAAUGUUUCCUUACAGAGUAUGGCUUUUAUGAAUCUUUCCAGCAUGAAUUAUAUUAAUAAAAACAAAUUCUUCUUUCCCAUGAACUAAAUAUUUUUGUAUGCUUUUAAUUUCUUAUUCAGAUUUGAGGUCAGGCCACUCAUUAGCUGUAAUCUGAAGCCAUAACUGACCUUCGCCAAAUAAACAUUUUAAAGAUCACAAUAGAAAAAAGAAACUGUGUCCAGUGUAUCAACAGCUAUAACAACACAAGCAGGAGCAUAAAUAACAUGCAAACCAUUUGGAUGCCUUUCCUGCAUCCUAAAUAUGAUUUUAAUGGCUAGUAUUUUAUGAUUACCAAUUUAUAAAUAAAAUAAAAAUAGCUAUUUAGAUUUAAAUGAAACUUUCUAAUAUUUUUAAUAUCCCUGAAAAUGCUUCCUUGCUUUUAGGAUUGUGAGCGGAUAUGAUUUUUCAUAUACUUCCAAGUUUCAAAGGUUUAAUGUUUUUAUCCUAUUUCCAAUUACUUUUGUUAGCGUGAAGUGAGAUGUUAAUUCCCAGAUUUCAAAACCCUGAGCUAUUUGGUGCUUGGCUGUAGCUACAUUGUUGUAAAUUGAUUUAAUUUGAUUUUGGGGGGGGAAGGCGGGGUAACUUGCUACACAGUGAGCAUGCUCACCACUUUAGCAACACACAAGAGCUUCAUUGCCUGAUGACGAGUGUAAAAAAAAUCAAAUAAAAAAUGACUCACACUCAAAGCAGAAUGAAAAGUACUUUCUAAAGCUAAAUGCCUCCUAGAGCCAACAUUGAUUUUUGUUUCUGAAGCUUAAUUGUAUAAUAAUAAUAAUAAAUUAAUCAUGAAUGAUGUAUUUUUACUAGCCUGUAGAUGCAAAAAGCAAAACCACAAAUGACAAAGAGACAUAUUGGUUGAAACUCUGGCCCCAUUGAAGUCAAUGGCAAAAGUCAUAUUGACUUUAACAGAGCAAGGAUAUCAUCCACUGUUUUUACAUCUGCAGUUUUCUUCUGAUCUCUCUCUGCUCUCUUUCUCCCCUGUUUAAUAUAUGAGCCCUAAUUUAUGUGUAUGUGAGUAAAACUACAGCCUGAUUCAUUUAGAAAGUGACCAUUGAGGGGUUUUUUUUAAGAUCAUGAAUACCCUAGAACCAGCAUCCCUGUCGAAUAAAAAGGUUUUAUAUUGCUUUAGAAUGUAAUAGAUUUUUGUCUUAUUUUAUGUCCUGUAAUUUAUUAGUUCAAUACUUUUAGCAUUCCAUAAUAAUGCACACAUGAUUUUUGAAUGUUUUCUGUAAAUGACAAUCAAUGUUGAUGAAGUUCCUUUCUUUAACGCUGAAUUAAAAAAAACUGUAUAAGAAAAUAAAA
Messenger RNA from Caretta caretta (loggerhead turtle), 11921 nucleotides. It is a transcript of the gene RORB, whose product is annotated as RAR related orphan receptor B. Lineage: Eukaryota; Metazoa; Chordata; Testudines; Cheloniidae. Gene Ontology annotation, biological process: regulation of transcription by RNA polymerase II. Gene Ontology annotation, cellular component: nucleus. Gene Ontology annotation, molecular function: RNA polymerase II cis-regulatory region sequence-specific DNA binding; melatonin receptor activity; nuclear receptor activity. The record is from RefSeq and is a predicted model, not a curated record.